This is a messenger RNA of Rhodofomes roseus, 1934 nucleotides long. RefSeq names its product MFS general substrate transporter. Gene Ontology annotation, molecular function: transmembrane transporter activity. Gene Ontology annotation, cellular component: fungal-type vacuole membrane. Gene Ontology annotation, biological process: transmembrane transport. The record is from RefSeq and is a predicted model, not a curated record. Lineage: Eukaryota; Fungi; Basidiomycota; Agaricomycetes; Polyporales; Fomitopsidaceae. Bases 211 to 1626 code for a protein of 471 amino acids. The transcript has 8 exons.
AGAGGCGUUGAGGGCGCACGUCGUGGUCGGCCGUGCCAUCGCGAUCGGGCAGCCGUUAUGGCGCAAUCGAGAUUCCGAUCGAAGGUCAUGCACAUCAGAGUCCGCCUCAGAGUCAUUCGAGUCAGCCUGAGUACUGUACUUCGAGUCGGAUGUAGCUUCCAGCCCGAAAAAUUGCACUGUGUAGACUGACUGUCCCCGCUGCCUGCUGCCAUGGACCACGCCGACAAGACAGACACCAUCGAGCUUGCGCCCGUCGCUUCCGUCGGCCAAGAGGAGGCACAACGCUCGAGGUCGAGCAGCCGACAGGGCCUCACGCAGAGCAGACUGGACAAUGCAGGAGGAGAGACUGGCCCAGAAAAUGUGCAGGAGCUUGCGCCCAUCGACGGUGGUUGGCCAGCCUGGCGGUUCGUCGCUGCAGGUUUCAUGGUCGAGCUCAUGAUCUGGGGCUUCCAAACCUGCUAUGGUAUUUUCCAAGAGUACUAUACGUCCAACCCGCUUUUCAAGGAUGCAUCUGGUGUCACAAUCGCCGCGGUUGGCACUCUUUCAGUGGCCAUACAAUUUGGAGAGACAGUCUUGCUUUCCUUCUUCUUCGGGCGUUACCCGGACCUCCUCCAACCUAGUCUAUGGGCGGCCCUAGCGCUAUGCGUGUGUUCCCUCUUACUGGCUAGUUUUGCGACCCACAUUUGGCAGCUAAUAAUGCUGCAGGGACUCGCCUUCGGCAUCAGUGGCGGGUUCCUCUAUUAUCCCGUUCUCAUACUGCUACCCCAAUGGUUUGUUCGUCGCCGUGGGCUGGCCACUGGUAUCAUAUUCGCCGGUUCUGGUCUUGGCGGGUUCGUCUUUCCGUUCCUCAUACAAACCCUCCUGGAGCGCUGCGGCUUCCGCUGGACACUCCGGAUAUGGGCGUUGGCCGUCCUUGUCACUGUAGGCAUUGCGAUCCUAGGCAUGAAGCCCCGCUUGCCCGUGCCCAAGUACCAGGGAGGUCAAAGACCCCGUUUCAUACCACCCCAGAUGCACUUCCUGAAAUCGUCCCUUUUCUGGCUCCUGAGCGUUUGCACUGUGAUGCACACCAUGUCCUACUACUCUGUCUCGCUCUACAUCGCGACCUUCGCCAGGGUCAUCUCCUCGCCGUUCUCCGCCUCCAUCGUGCUCGCGCUGUUUAACUCCUCCGGCGUCGUGUUCCAGGUGGUCAUGGGUCACAUGUGCGACCGCUUCCCGUACGCCUGGAUCAUGGUCGCCAGCACGCUCGUCAGCGGGCUCUCGGUGUUCCUCUUGUGGGGCUUCGCGCAUACACUCGGCGUCCUCUUCGCUUUCGCGAUCAUCUACGGCGGGCUCAUGGGUGGCUACCUGGCCAUCGGGCCCACAUCCGUCUGCGACUGCGCGGGCAGAAAGCCCGAGCAGGCGAGCGUCAUCUGGGCGUGCAGCUACGUCCCCCGCGGCAUCGCUGUCGUGAUUGGUCCGCUCAUCUCAGGCAUUCUGUACGACGCUGGCAAGGCGUCACCCGGCCCGGGCACGCAGUACGGGGCGUACGGUUUCAAGACGCUCGAGGUGUUCGCCGGCUCGUGUGCUGUAGCGGCUAGUCUUGUCAGCGUCCUUGUGGCGGUAACAAGGCAUAGGGCGCAGGCUUGAACUUGAAGCCGGGUACACGUCUUUGCAGUGCUCAUCCGUUUGUAGGCAGAGGGCGCAUGCUCUGUUCGACAUCCAUACAACCCUUCUGUCGUUCGAGAAGCAGUGAUGUGCAUCCGCUGCAUCAAAAGACGUAAAAAGCGAGUGGGCCAUUGUCUUCACGCAGUCAUCAUUAUGUAUGCGGCUCGGUCGGAGUAGGCUGCAGCAACGUUUCUUGACACAAUUGUGCAAUGAGCACGCGCUGAGUCUGGGUUUAGUACGGGAGCUUUGUUGGAGCCGGGCCUGGAGCUCGCACCGAUGAUCGAUCGGGA